AAUAAACAAGAGGUUGGGACCAGAACAUCACACCUCGGAGCUCGCUGGGCUCGAAUCCUUCUCCCGGGACCCUCCAAACCUUCUCUCUCUCUCCAAGGAUGGAAAAGAACAGGAGAUGGAAACAUUUCGUAUUAUCCAUAACUUUCACUCUUUUUACUCUGUCAACGAGAGGGGUGAACGCGCAGUCCUUGGAAUGUUUCUCCUGCAUUGAUCGAGGAAACGGAGGCUGUUCACAAGAAGCCAUCAAGAAAACCCCUUGUGGCCCAGAUCACGACAUUUGUGUCGAGACCGUCACGGCGGUGGAAACAAGUCAUGACCAGUAUACAGUGUUGAUGAAGGGAUGCGGAACCGGCGUGCCGGGGAGAAUGGAUAAAGCCAUGUCAUUCUACGGGAUGACAAUGUAUAUCCAGCUUAUUCAGUGCAACACCAGCUUAUGUAACACAGAGUUGGAGCUCAAGGACUACCAGCUUGUGCCACCAGAGAAUAUUUCCCUUCUGACAAAUGAUGUACAAUGCUACAGCUGCAUCGGGAAAACCGGAGACCAAUGCACCUCCACAAACGCCCCCGUUAGGAACUGCUACAACUCUUACAAUAAAUGUUUUGACGGGAACGCCACAGUAACCCUGGGAGAUGCUACAGCUGUAAUUCCAUUCAAAAGCUGUGCUUUAAAGUACCGCUGCGCCUUACAAUCUGUCACGUACGGAGUUGCAACGUUUGAGAUGAAAGGCGCGUGCUGUUUGGGAAACGUUUGCAACCAGGAUCUUUCCAACAGGACCCAGUAUGUGGAACUGCCACCGCUCGUCGUAAUAAAUGAGCCUACUAAAGUGCUAACCACUACGAGGAACACACCGCAAUGGCUAACACCCACCCAUGAGGAGUCUCGGAUAACCUCUGGAACCACCGAGACACUCAAGGGAGUUGGAACAAUCUCAAACGCUACAAUGCCACCAUACUCCGUUGACCGAUCCGGUCAAAACGAGACAAACAGAGCUUCAGAUCCCCAGAUGGUUCACAUUCUUCUUCUCAGUUGUCUUCUAAGCUUGUAUUUUUUUCCGGUCUACUAAAAAUAUAACGGAUUUGGUUUCUCAUUUUGAUUUAAAGUAAAGUAAAAACACAUUUGAUUUUAAGAAAGCUUUUAUCAGAUCCCUCACGACCAACCGAUCCUCCACAAUCGAUUUAAUAUAUUCAGUGUUGCCUUUGUUGUAAAUUUAUAGACUUCAGCGACGAUUUGUAUUUGUGAGACUCUGUUAUUGUUAUUUUUAUAUAUUAAAUCAUACUUUCCUCCUUAAA
This is a messenger RNA of Spea bombifrons (plains spadefoot toad), 1290 nucleotides long. RefSeq names its product ly6/PLAUR domain-containing protein 3-like. The record is from RefSeq and is a predicted model, not a curated record. Bases 99 to 1064 code for a protein of 321 amino acids. The transcript has 5 exons. Gene Ontology annotation, cellular component: plasma membrane. Lineage: Eukaryota; Metazoa; Chordata; Amphibia; Anura; Pelobatidae.